Messenger RNA from Nyctereutes procyonoides (raccoon dog), 7284 nucleotides. It is a transcript of the gene HECW2, whose product is annotated as HECT, C2 and WW domain containing E3 ubiquitin protein ligase 2. NCBI's taxonomy places the organism in Eukaryota, Metazoa, Chordata, Mammalia, Carnivora, Canidae. Gene Ontology annotation, molecular function: protein binding; ubiquitin-protein transferase activity. Gene Ontology annotation, biological process: regulation of dendrite morphogenesis. The transcript is spliced from 30 exons. The record is from RefSeq and is a predicted model, not a curated record. The coding region runs from base 285 to 4961 and encodes 1558 amino acids.
UUCGCCCUCCGCGCGCCGCGCCCGCCCCGCUGUCGGCGCCCGCUCGGGAGGCGCCCGGGCCGAGGUGCAGGGACCGCCGAGCGCCCCGCGGAGGUGCCGCCCAUGCAGCGCGGGGUGCAGCGCGGGGUGCAGCGCGAGGGGCGCGGCCGGCGCCCGAGACCUUGGCUUCUGGAAGAACAGGAUCUCGGUGCGAUUCCCAGCCUCCCUCCUUUAGACCCGGUGAAAUUGCAUGUAUGCGUCUGCCUCCCAGCCUCGUGGGAAGCUAACCUCCAGGGGCAGCCGGGAUGGCCAGCUCCGCCCGGGAGCACCUGCUGUUCGUGCGGCGCCGGAACCCCCAGAUGCGGUACACGCUGAGCCCCGAGAACCUCCAGAGCCUCGCGGCCCAGAGCUCUAUGCCGGAGAACAUGACCCUCCCGAGGGCGAACAGUGACACGGACCUGGUGACCUCUGAGAGCCGCUCCAGCUUGACCGCCAGCAUGUACGAGUACACGCUGGGGCAAGCCCAGAACUUCAUUAUCUUCUGGGACAUUAAAGAGGAGGUGGACCCCAGUGAUUGGAUUGGACUGUACCACAUAGAUGAGAAUUCUCCAGCCAACUUCUGGGAUUCUAAGAACAGAGGUGUGACUGGAACUCAAAAAGGGCAAAUUGUAUGGAGAAUUGAGCCUGGGCCCUAUUUCAUGGAACCGGAGAUAAAAAUCUGUUUUAAAUACUACCACGGCAUUAGUGGAGCCCUUCGCGCCACGACCCCCUGCAUUACGGUGAAGAACCCUGCUGUGAUGAUGGGGGCAGAAGGCAUGGAAGGAGGUGCUUCUGGAAAUCAGCAUUCUCGGAAGCUAGUUAGCUUUACGUUGUCAGAUCUUAGAGCAGUUGGGCUAAAGAAAGGGAUGUUCUUCAAUCCUGACCCUUAUCUGAAGAUGUCCAUCCAGCCAGGGAAGAAGAGCAGCUUCCCCACCUGUGCCCACCAUGGGCAGGAGAGAAGGUCUACUAUCAUCAGUAAUACCACUAAUCCAAUUUGGCACCGAGAGAAAUAUUCCUUUUUUGCACUUCUUACUGAUGUCUUAGAAAUUGAAAUUAAAGACAAAUUUGCCAAGAGUCGUCCCAUCAUCAAGCGUUUUCUGGGGAAACUAACCAUUCCAGUCCAGAGGUUGCUGGAGCGGCAAGCCAUUGGGGACCAAAUGCUCAGCUACAACCUUGGCCGGAGGCUCCCAGCUGACCACGUGAGCGGCUACCUCCAGUUUAAAGUGGAGGUUACGUCUAACGUGCACGAAGAUGCUUCUCCAGAAGCCGUGGGCACAAUCCUUGGGGUGAGUACGGUGAACGGAGACCUGGGAAGCCCUUCUGAUGAGGAGGAUGUGCCAGGGGGCCCCCAGGACAGCCCCGUCUGCGCCAACGGCCCGGUUUCGGAGGACAGCGCUGCAGACGCGACGCCCAAGCGCGCUCUCAGGACUAGCUCCACGCUGGACAUGGACACCGAGGACCUGAGCUCCGCCGCGUCCAGGGCCUCGCCCCCCCGGGGCCGCCAGGAUUCGCUCAACGAUUACCUGGACGCCAUCGAACACGGCGGCCCGGCCCGGCCCGGCGCGGCCGCCUGCCCCGACAGGUCCCUGGGCGCCUCCCCCAAGCUCAGGAGUAGUUUUCCCACCGACACGAGGCUCAACGCGAUGCUGCACAUCGACUCCGACGAGGAGGAGCACGAGUUCCAGCAAGGCCUGGGGUACCCGGGCUCCCCCGAGGAGGACGAGGAGGGCGGGGGGCUGGUCAUGGCGGGCAGCGCACCCGCGGGCCGGACCCCCCAGGCCGGGCCGCAGGGCAGCCCCGCGGACGGGGCCGGGGCCUUGCACGCCGAGGACAAGCCGGGCCGCGCCCCCGAGCCCGAGCCUGAGCCCGCCGCCGCCGAGGGCGCCCCGGACGCCGAGCAGCUGGCAGGCGGGGCGGAGCCGGGCACGCCUGACGCCGAGUCCCCGGAGCAGGAGCCGGAGCGGGAGCCGGAGCGGGAGCGGGAGCGGGAGCAGGAGCAGGAGCAGGAGCAGGACCAGGCCUCCUCCGAGACCGAGCCCAGCGACCCCGCCCCGACCGAGAGCGCGAGCGCCAGCGAGGCCAGCACGCGGCCCGAGGGCGAGAGCGACCUGGAGGGCGCCGACGGCCCCGGGCCCUGCGCCCACCCGCCCGAGGGGGAGGCGGCGGCGGAGGAGCAGGAGCAGGAGGAGCAGGAGCAGGAGCAGGAGGAGGCGGGCGGCGAGGAGCAGCGCGGCGCCUGCGGAGGCCCCGCCGCGCCCCGGGAGCCCGCCGCCCUGCCCGCCCUGCCCGCCGUGCAGGUGCCCCGCGGGGCCGGGGCCGGGGAUGCGCCCGGGGCGCACGACGUGUGGCGGCGCAGGGGCAGCCUGCAGGGGGCGGCCGAGCGCGCGCGGGAGGAGCAGGAGCAGGACGAGCAGGAGGAGGAGCGGGAGCAGGAGCGGGAGGAGCGGGAGGAGCGGCAGCCCGAGCCCCAGCCGGACGCCGACGCCCCGGCCGCCCGCGGAGCCUGCGAGGGGGCCGCUGCGCAGGAGGAGGGCGCCGCCGCCGGAGGUAGGAUGCUCGCAGAUUCUCAAGCCAAUGGCCACCAACCAUUGAGAUCGUUGCCUUCGGUGCGCCAGGACGUUAGCCGCUACCAGAGGGUGGAUGAGGCUCUCCCACCAAACUGGGAGGCACGCAUUGACAGCCACGGCAGGAUCUUCUACGUGGAUCACGUGAACAGAACCACCACAUGGCAGCGGCCAACAGCGCCUCCAGCCCCCCAGGUGCUGCAGAGAUCAAACUCCAUACAGCAAAUGGAGCAGCUGAACCGGAGAUACCAGAGUAUCCGCAGAACCAUGACUAAUGAGAGGCCUGAGGAAAAUACCAAUGCGAUCGAUGGGGCAGGGGAGGAAGCUGACUUUCACCAAGCUAGUGCAGAUUUCCGACGGGAAAACGUCCUGCCUCACUCUACCUCCAGAUCCAGGCUCACGUUGCUGUUACAGUCACCCCCCGUGAAGUUCCUCAUCAGCCCAGACUUCUUCACCGUGCUGCAUUCUAACCCUAGUGCCUACCGCAUGUUUACAAACAAUACGUGUUUGAAGCACAUGAUCACCAAAGUCCGGCGGGACACCCACCACUUUGAACGCUACCAGCAUAACCGAGAUCUUGUGGGAUUCCUCAAUAUGUUCGCCAACAAACAGCUGGAGCUGCCAAGGGGCUGGGAGAUGAAACACGAUCAUCAGGGCAAGGCAUUUUUUGUCGACCACAACUCCCGCACCACCACUUUUAUCGACCCCCGGCUCCCACUCCAGAGCAGUAGACCCACGAGCGCGCUGGUUCAUCGGCAGCACCUGACCAGGCAACGCAGCCACAGCGCAGGCGAGGUAGGAGAAGAUUCUCGACAUACAGGACCACCAGUUCUUCCCAGGCCAUCAAGUACAUUCAAUACAGUCAGUAGGCCACAGUACCAGGAUAUGGUUCCAGUGGCUUACAAUGACAAGAUUGUUGCAUUUCUGCGCCAACCCAACAUCUUUGAAAUUCUGCAGGAGCGUCAACCUGAUCUUACCAGGAAUCAUUCACUCAGGGAGAAGAUCCAAUUUAUCCGAACUGAAGGGACCCCAGGAUUGGUGCGUCUUUCAAGUGAUGCAGACCUUGUUAUGUUGCUGAGUUUAUUUGAAGAAGAGAUAAUGUCUUAUGUGCCUCCACAUGCCUUACUUCACCCCAGCUACUGUCAGUCUCCACGUGGUUCCCCUGUGUCCUCUCCCCAGAACUCGCCGGGUACUCAGCGUGCCAAUGCCCGGGCUCCAGCCCCUUACAAGCGGGACUUUGAAGCCAAACUAAGGAACUUUUACAGGAAGUUAGAGACGAAAGGAUACGGACAAGGCCCAGGGAAAUUAAAGUUAAUUAUCAGAAGAGACCACUUACUAGAAGAUGCUUUCAAUCAGAUUAUGGGCUACUCCAGAAAAGACUUGCAGAGAAAUAAGCUGUACGUCACGUUCGUUGGGGAGGAAGGGCUGGAUUACAGUGGACCUUCCAGAGAGUUUUUCUUCCUCGUAUCCAGAGAACUCUUUAACCCAUAUUAUGGCUUAUUUGAAUAUUCGGCCAAUGACACAUACACAGUACAGAUAAGUCCCAUGUCUGCUUUUGUAGACAAUCACCAUGAAUGGUUCCGGUUCAGUGGUAGGAUCCUUGGUCUCGCACUAAUACACCAGUAUUUGUUGGAUGCCUUCUUCACACGGCCCUUUUAUAAAGCCCUUCUCAGAAUUCUGUGUGACCUGAGUGAUCUAGAAUACCUUGACGAAGAGUUCCACCAGAGCCUGCAGUGGAUGAAAGACAAUGACAUCCAUGACAUCUUGGACCUUACAUUCACUGUGAAUGAAGAAGUUUUUGGGCAGAUUACCGAACGAGAAUUAAAACCAGGGGGUGCCAAUAUCCCGGUCACAGAGAAGAACAAGAAGGAGUACAUUGAAAGGAUGGUGAAAUGGAGGAUUGAGAGGGGCGUCGUACAGCAAACGGAGAGCUUAGUGCGUGGCUUCUAUGAGGUGGUGGAUGCCAGGCUGGUGUCUGUUUUUGAUGCAAGAGAACUGGAACUGGUCAUCGCAGGCACAGCUGAAAUCGACCUGAGUGACUGGAGAAACAACACAGAAUAUAGAGGAGGAUAUCAUGACAAUCAUAUUGUAAUUCGGUGGUUCUGGGCUGCAGUGGAAAGAUUCAACAAUGAACAACGACUAAGGUUGUUACAGUUUGUCACGGGCACAUCCAGCAUUCCCUAUGAAGGAUUUGCUUCUCUCCGAGGGAGUAAUGGCCCAAGAAGAUUCUGCGUGGAGAAAUGGGGGAAAAUCACUGCUCUUCCCAGAGCUCACACUUGUUUUAACCGUCUGGAUCUCCCCCCAUACCCAUCCUUCUCCAUGCUUUAUGAAAAACUCUUGACAGCAGUUGAAGAGACCAGCACCUUUGGACUUGAGUGACCUGAAAAAGCGAUGUCGGGCUCUGUACGGACAGGCAAUUUUGGAAGCUGCGCUCUAGAAGAAUGGCUGAACAUUGGAAGUUUCAAGAGUAUGCUUCCAGUAGAGUAAAGAUGAAUGCUCUGAUUUUCCAGGAACACAUGCUCCGUCACAUUUGGGGACCGGAUGGAUAGUGGUGAUGAGUCCUCUUGGAAGGAUUUGGGUGAGCUUGAUGCCCAGGGAACAACCCAACAGUCUUUCAAUCAACAGUUGUUGACUGCCAAACUUUUUUCCAUUUGUGUUAUGUUCCAAGACAAAGAUGAACCUGUACACGAUCAGCUUCAUGGUAACUUUUAGGGACUCAGGAGAAUCUUGAAACUUACCAUUGAAUGUGGAUCAAGCCAAACUGGCAGCACUUGGCCCAAUCUCCAAAUUAGUGCAAGUUAAAUAAUAUAAUAAAAACAAAUGUAUUUCCUGAAAGUACAUUCAUUUAAGCCCUAAGUUAUAGCAGAAUAUUCAUUUUCUUGCUUAUGAGUGCCUGCAUGGUGUGCACCAUAGGUUUCAGCUUUCAUGGGACACAAGUGAAAAUGAAACCAAGUCAACAUGAGGUAACUUUAAAGAUUUGCAAUAAGAUGGUCUGUGACAAUGUAUAUGCAAAGUGGUAUGUGUGUAAUUAUGGCUGAAGACAAACUGUUAUACAAUGAAUAACUAAUGACAGAUUUUAUGCUUUAUAAUGCAUGAGAACAAUUUAAAAAUAACUAGCAAUUAAUCACAGCAUAUCAGGAAAAAUACACAGUGAGUUCUGUUUAUUUUUCAUAGGUUCAUUAUAUUUCUGUUCCUUAAGAUGUAUAUAAGAAACUACCUGUCAUACUGUAUGUAUCACCUGUUCCAUUUUCAUGUUCCAUGCUUACUCGGGCAUCAUGCUAGUAUGUAUCCUUUUACAGCACUCUCAAGGGAACAAAAGGGCCUUUUAUUUUUAUAAAGGUACAAAAAAAAAAAUUCCCCGAAAUAUUUUGCACUGAAUGUACCAAAGUUGAAGGGACAUUACAACAUGACUAAUGGCAACUCCAUCACUUGACAAGUAUAAUAGGAAAUAGCUUCUAAAUCCGACUUCCUUCACAGUGCCAUGUCUACCACUACAAGGACUGUGCAUCUAAGUAAUAAUUUUUUAAGACUCACUAUAUGUGAUAGUAUGAUAUGCAUUUAUUUAAAAUGCAUUAGACUUUUUCCAUCCAUCAAAUACUUUACAGGAUGGCAUUUAAUACAGAUAUUUCGUAUUUCCCCCACUGCUUUUUAUUUGUACAGCAUCAUUAAACACUAAGCUCAUUUAGAGAGCCAUCAGCGACACCCAAGAGAUCAGCUCUCUUUAGUAAUAAGAAUUCCAUUUUUCCCUCAUCAGUGAAGACAUCACAAAUUGAAACUCUCAGUACUAUAUUUCUAAGCCUGCAUUUUCACUGAUGCAUAAUUUUCUUAUCAAUAUUAAGAAACAAUUUUUCUAUGGUAUCUCAGCAACUGCAUGCUAUCACUGAUGUGAUUUCUGCUUAGUUUUAUCAGAGGUUGUUCAUUUUUAUUGCUUCUGGGGUUACUCCACAUCGUUGUUUAUUUCUUGACUUAUGGCCAUAACUAAUCUGAGUGAGUUCUCUAAUAGGUUGACGUUAAAUCAUGGAUAAUAAAAGCAUUGGAUUAAGAUUUGGUUUGCCAGCCUGUGGUUUUACAGGCGUUGCCCAAACACCUCUUUGAGAAUUAUAAGUAGCCAUGGAAUUCCUAUUAUGGGAUGUUGGCAAUCUUGUAUUUUAUAGGGUCACAUGCAUGGUUUUCACAGGUGGUUUAUAAGAACUAAUUGCUCUCCUGUUGGUUAAGCUAUGUUUACUAUUGAGACCCUCAAGAGAAAUACCACUCAUGUUGCAUUCCUGAAUUAAAGGCAGAUACUAUAGCAUGGGGAAAUGUUCCCCCCAAAAAGUUACAGAAAUCUGGAGAUUAAAAAAAGAUUAACUGUGUACUAUAAUUGGACCAGAAAAAAAGAAAAAGAAAAAAGUUUUAAUUGGAAAUGUUAGCUUGUACUUACUGAUCAUGAAUAAGUAUAUAUUUAAUUUUGCAAACUAUUUUUACUUGUUUGUAUUUUUUUCAUUAUAAGGAAAAAUAGUAUAACAUACUUUAAAAAAAAAACCUCAUCUUCACUGUAUAUAAAAUGGUUCAGGUUCGGAGCUGGCAUUCUCUAAGCAGCUGGUAUAAAAGGUUACAUUUCUUUCAAAAACAGACCAUGUUAGCUUUCAUUUUGGUUUGUGACACUUUAUCAUACUCCACAUUAUUACGCAAAAGAGGUUUGAAAUAAAAUGCAUCUCUUUAA